This is a messenger RNA of Lachancea mirantina, 297 nucleotides long. The record is from the annotation of a GenBank genome assembly. NCBI's taxonomy places the organism in Eukaryota, Fungi, Ascomycota, Saccharomycetes, Saccharomycetales, Saccharomycetaceae.
AUGGUACUCCUGACAGUAGAUUCUGUUUCCACAUCGAUCUAUGAAAACCUUUUGACGACAUUAAUUCAAGACAUUGUCGCGCGAACGGCUGUCAACGCUCAAAGAAUUCGUUCUUGUUAUGGAGAUGAAGUGAAACCUUAUUAUCACGAUGAUCUUGGCAAGACAGAUAUUCUCGGUCGUCCCAAACAGCAAGACAGUUCUAUCUAUUUCCACUGCGAAAACUGCAACCGAGAUGUUUCAGCCAAUCGGUUCGCCGCGCACAUUGAAAGGUGUUUGUCGAGAGGCAGGCGCAGAUGA